This is a messenger RNA of Fimicolochytrium jonesii, 1638 nucleotides long. RefSeq lists its product as uncharacterized. The record is from RefSeq and is a predicted model, not a curated record. Bases 1 to 1638 code for a protein of 545 amino acids. Gene Ontology annotation, cellular component: membrane. NCBI's taxonomy places the organism in Eukaryota, Fungi, Chytridiomycota, Chytridiomycetes, Spizellomycetales, Powellomycetaceae. The transcript is spliced from 2 exons. Gene Ontology annotation, molecular function: chitin deacetylase activity. Gene Ontology annotation, biological process: carbohydrate metabolic process.
AUGUACGGAAAGACCACCCUCGCCUUCGCGGCGCUGCUCGCGGUCUCCAGUGUCGUCGUCGAUGCCGCCACGCCCCCCUCGUUCCCGCCGCCUGUGCCGGCGGAGUUCCCGGACUGGGACGAGGCAAACGUUAUCCCUGCCAAGUUCUUGAAGGAGAAGCUUGUUACUGAGGCUGUUGCUUGGGUCAACGAAGUCGUCCCCGCAAAGUUCCUCAAUCUCAAACCCUCGAUCGGCAACGACCCCGCAUCCCUGCAAUACCGCGAAGACCCCGUCAAAGCCCACUUCUGGGCCACCACGCACGUCAUCCAGAGCAAAGAUGUCGACCGGUGCCCCGGCGCCAACACCUGGGGUCUCACCUUUGACGACGGGCCGUACACGCCGGACCCCACCGCCGACGCCAAGGACACCCUCUCCUCCCUCGACGUGUACAACGCGCUCAAGAAGACGGGGAUCAAAGCUACGUUCUUCAUCAAGGGUGGACCGGCGGUGUUCAACCCUGACCCGCUGAACGCUGCCGUGAAAGACGGAAACGAGUUGGCGAUCCAUACCUACAACCACCACCCCAUGACGUCCCUGAGCAACGAGCAGAUCGUUGCCGAGCUCAAGUACACUGAAGCCAUCAUCUUCAAACACACGGGUCUGGUCCCCAAGUUCUGGCGGCCGCCGUACGGUGUCAUGGACGACCGUGUGCGCUACAUCGCCGAAGCGUUGGGAUACACCGCGAUCGUGUGGACGGACACGCCGGACAUGGACGCGCACGAGUCGGAAGUGGUUGGGGAUGGCAGUUUGACGUUUGAUCAGAAGGUGGCGAAAUUGGUCAAGACCGAGGAGAGCUGGAUGAAGAAACAGGCUGGGUUCAUUAGCUUGAUGCAUGACCAUGGCCCGCAGAGCAUGAAUGCGAAUUUGAAGACGAUUGAGACGAUUGGGAAGAGGAUGAAGGCGGGAACGUUGGGGUUGACUGUGAAGCCCGUAGGCCAGUGUUUGGGGACGGAGGUUUAUAGGAAGAAGGGCGUGGAGCCUGUUGGUGGCACAUCCUCGACCAAGGCGGUUACCACUUCCUCCACCAAGGCGGCUACCACCUCAUCUACUCGCACGACCUCCACACGCGCGACCUCCACCGUCAAGACGACCACCUCAGCCAUCGAGACUGUCACCAGCGACCCGCCGACCAUCACCACUUCCUCAACCACUACCUCAGCCGUUGAGACUGUCACCCUCGACCCGCCUACCACCAUCACCACCCCUUCGAAGCCCACCAGCGAGCCUACCGACGUCCCCUCGAACCCUACUACCCCCGUUGCCGAACCUACGGAAACCACCUCCACCGAGGCCUGCGAUGACGAGGAGACGACCACGACCACCGUGGAGGAGACCAGUACCGUUGAGGCCCCUCCUACCGAGACCGAGACGUGCACCGAUGAGCCGGAGCCUACCGAGACAGAGACAUGCACGGACGAACCCACCGCGGAACCCACCGACGUCUUCACCACAGACAUCCCCAUCGCCGACCCCGUCACGUACACGUACACCUCAACCCCAACCUCAACCCCAACCGACGAGCCCGUCUCCUCCGCCACCACCGUGCGCUCCGCAGGUGUCGCGGCCGCCCUCAUCGCGGCCGUUGCGGCGUUCUUUUAG